AUGAAUAACGCGCUGCGGUUAUCUCGUUUGGUUUUGCAGUCGGCUGAUUCUUCAGUUAAAUCUAGUAUGGUGAUCUGCCAUGGUUUAUUGGGUUCCAAGAAUAAUUGGAAGAGUAUUUCUAAUGCGUUUGCCCAGAAAAACUGUGGAACUAUUGUGGCCGUAGAUUUACGUAAUCACGGAAGUAGCCCACAUUCCGAUGAUAUGAACUAUUUUAAUAUGGCUGAAGAUAUACACAUGGUUGUAGAUGACCUCAGCCUGCGGGGAGUAUGCUUGGUUGGCCAUAGUAUGGGUGGCAAAGCGGUUAUGUGCGCAGCUCUAAUGAAAGUAGUUAUCUUUUAA
Molecule: messenger RNA, 339 nt
Organism: Schistosoma spindalis
Lineage: Eukaryota; Metazoa; Platyhelminthes; Trematoda; Strigeidida; Schistosomatidae
Source: the annotation of a GenBank genome assembly